CUCUUUGUCGCUUGCCCUCCCCGACUCUGUGUAAGUUGGUGAUCUGGUCGCUCUUCCCUCUUCAGGUGUCGCGCAGCGUGAGAAAUUUCGUUUACCUCUGCUUCUUCGUGCCACCAUCAGACAUGGUCAGAAAGAGAGAUCAAUUUUGGGAAUAUGUACAGCGUCUGGAUGGCAAAUUUAAGUGCAAGUUUUGCGAUAGAAAAUUUGCUGGUGGUGUUCCAAGAGUUAAAUCGCAUUUAUCUGGCAUUAAAGGCUCUGGUAUAGAUAUAUGCACCAAGGUUCCUGAAGAUGUUCGAGUUGCCGCUACUGAAGCAAUUUUUGGUCCCAACAAAAGAGCCAAGGCUGAAGCCUCUCCAGUUAAGAUUGAAGGGACUUCGCUAAAAACGCAUACCAAUAAGGAUGAGGUUUUGCUGGAUAAAUUGCUUGUUAAGUUCAUCCUGUUGAAUGAUAUCGAUGUUGACAUUGUGCGAAGGCCAUCCUUCAUUGACUUUGUAAAUGCUAUGAUUGACCAUGGUUCCCAUUAUAAGUUGCCAUGUUGUUCACUAGUCAAAACAAAGUUAGUGCCUGAUUUGGAAAACGUAAUUGGAGAGCAUGUGGCAAAUGUGAAGAAAUCAUGGGUUAAAACUGGCUGCACACUCAUCUAUGAUAGUUGGAGUGAUAAGGAGAGAUCCUUCAUUUAUAUCUUCGCUUAUUCUAUUGAAGGGGCGAUCCUAUUGAAUGCGUUGGAAAUAAAAAAUGAUGAAUCAACAAAUGCGAGGUUUCUCUACCCUCUGGUUGAAAAGGAUAGAAUCCUAAAAUCUUCACCCUGGUCUUACUCUAGUAAUCUGCUUGUGCUGAAACAAUGCGAUCCUGAAAUUCCAGAACAUUGUUAUGACUUCUCUAAAGCAUCAUUCUGGGUCAGAAUUGGAGAAUCCCCAUGGGCAGUUGACAAAAUAGGGUCCUAUGGACCAUGGUUGAAAGCAGAAGUCAGUGAUCAUAGUCCUUAUUGGGAGACUUUUUAUGGAAAAAUUGAAGAAGACAUUAUUGUAGAGGAAACCAUACCUGUAGAACACUCACCAAGCAGUGAGAAGGCUCUAAUUAUAAGGGAGAAAGGUCCAGAAAUGUGUCUUGAAGCCUGCAGCAAAAAAAGAGCUGAAAGUUCCGUGGAGCCGGAGAGAAUGGAACUCCCUGUUACAAAUCAGAAAGUCAAUAAAGAUUAUGGAAAACAGAUUAUCAGCUCAGACAAUCUCACACAGACUCCUCUUAAAAUAGGAAAGAGCAGCAAGAAGAACAUGAAAGUGCAGAAAGCUAAGAAGUAG
This is a messenger RNA of Eucalyptus grandis, 1298 nucleotides long. RefSeq lists its product as uncharacterized. Lineage: Eukaryota; Viridiplantae; Streptophyta; Magnoliopsida; Myrtales; Myrtaceae. The transcript has 4 exons. The coding region runs from base 123 to 1298 and encodes 391 amino acids. The record is from RefSeq and is a predicted model, not a curated record. Gene Ontology annotation, molecular function: DNA binding.